Lytechinus pictus (painted urchin) is the source of this 4753-nucleotide messenger RNA. Its product is annotated as small ribosomal subunit protein mS39-like. The record is from RefSeq and is a predicted model, not a curated record. Gene Ontology annotation, cellular component: mitochondrion. Gene Ontology annotation, biological process: mitochondrial translation. Gene Ontology annotation, molecular function: protein binding; ribosomal small subunit binding; rRNA binding. The coding region runs from base 3 to 2069 and encodes 688 amino acids. NCBI's taxonomy places the organism in Eukaryota, Metazoa, Echinodermata, Echinoidea, Temnopleuroida, Toxopneustidae. The transcript is spliced from 24 exons.
UCAUGAGCUUGAGUCUGUACUAUUCCAAGAUGGCAGCCUCCAUGUGGAGAAAAAGUGGAUCCCGAAUCCAGGGAAAUGUCGUACAAUUCUUACGUUUUUCGAGAUUGGCCUUAGCCUCAAAUCACACCAAGGAAUAUUCCGAUCAAACACAAUCAGUGGUCAUUCCAAAUAAAGUCAAGAGGGAUGAUUUAUCUGUAUUGAGAGCAUUAAGUCAAACUGUCAGCAAGGACCCUACUGCCUUGCCUUAUGUGUUUAUAGAUGACCCAUAUCUUCUUCCAAAGUCAGCCGCUGAAAGGAGAAGAUACCUUCUUGCCAAGGAAUCUGGAAGGAAAUCAGCUCAGUAUGUCAUGAACAGCAAGCCAGAAGUAUUCUUAGGGUUACAGAAAGAUGAACCAAAAAUUGAGGCAUUUUAUCCACCCGUUGACAGUGCAGUAAGUGAGGUAAACGAGGCAGCCAUCUUAGAAAGGAUAGGUGUGAGAGACAUGGAGGGCGCACUUCAGGUUCACACCCAACUUAUAGAAUCAGGUCAUCAUGUAUCACUGGAGGUGAAUAAUAUCCUUCUUGAUUUUCUCUGCUACCAUGGAGGUCACCUUCCAACAGAUGAUUCUGUCCUUAAGAAAAUGUUGGCUCCGAACACUCAAAAAGAGGAAGGAGAAGGUGACACAGCAUCAGAGAUUGGGGAGGAGAACGGCGAAGGUGUCGUCAAGAGUGGCAAAGAAGAAAAUAGCAACCUGAAAAGAUGGAAGAAUAGAUACAAGUUAAUCCAGUGGAAAGAUGGCAAUCCUGCGGAUAAGUUGUUUGAUAGUAUGGAAGAGAGAGAUUCUAGGAGCUAUAAUAGCAUGAUCAGAGGAUUAGUUAAGCAUGGAGCUCACUCACGUGCAUACACCCUUUACAACGAGAUGCAGGAGAGAGGGAUACAAACUGACGUCCAUGCCUAUAAUGCGUUGAUAGAGGGCAGUAUCAGUAUCAGAGAUGAUUAUAAGGAACGGUGGUCUGUAAUGGCACAACUGAUGAAACAGAUGGAUAUAGAGAAAGUACAACCCAAUCUAGGUACAUUCAAUACUCUGCUUGACAAUCUAAGAAUCAUGGGUGCCCUUGGACGUAAGAUGGGCCUUAAAACGGUAGCAGAGAUGAAGGCAUGUGGUGUUGAGCCCAGUCUUGGAACUUACAGUUUGCUGCUUAUGAUCUUCUAUAAAGACAGUCUUCCCCCAAGUGAUAUCUUGUAUGAUAUAAUGGAUACGAUAGAAGGACAGGAAUUCUCAAUGAGACAUCCUAAGGAUGUGGAAUUCUUUAAAAAUGCCAUGUCUGUGUGCUUAUCACUGAGGGAUGUAGAGCUGGCAUACAGUGUAGACCUUCUUCUUAACACUGGAGAGAAUUACAAGCUUGCCGGUGAUUACACGGGUCAAAAUGUCUACUAUGGAAAAUUCUUUCAUUUAAUCUGUCUGAUGGACAAUGCUGAAUCCAUGUUUGAAUACUACAACAAGUUUGUACCAUCAGCUUUGAUCCCUAGUACAAUUGUUUACAUGGACAUGUUGAGGUCAUUAGAAACUGCCUGUGCAUAUGACAACAUUCCUCAACUAUGGAAUGAUAUGUGUAUGUAUGGUCAUCGAUAUCGCCAGGAUGUUUUAGAGACUCUCAUCCAGGUUAUGGCUACCUCAUCCGAUGCAAGCCCAGAGCAUAAAUCCCAGUUUUGCUCUGUUGCACUGGACAUCAUAUCAGCAGCCAAAGAAUCAACUUCAAGAGCAGACCAAAUCAAAUUUGGUUCGUUGACGCUUGAAUUCAUCAUGAGUAUUUGUCUUCAAGCUAAAGAAUUGGAAGCGUCAUGGAGAGCAAUGCAGUAUAUAGAGAAGAAGAACAAAGUACCGAGCAUUGCAUUAUUGGAAGACUUCAUCCAGCUAUGUGUAGAUGAGCAGGAUAUCACUAAAGCCUUAGGUUGCGUAAGGCUGGCUGUAGGAAGCGGAUUACCAGGAUCUGUUGGGUUAGCUGACAGCAUCAGAACAAAUCUCAAGCUUAACAAUCAACAAAGGAAACUAUUGGAGGAUAUAAUGAUUGAGGAGGAUAUGUUAUGAAGCCCAGGUUUUGACAUACCAGGGCCCCGUCUUACAAAGAGUUACGAUUGAUCCAAUCAAUCGUGAAUCUAUGGAAAUCCAUCAGUGUCAUAAUUUUUUCCACAGGAAAUUUGCAAAAUGUCCUUUUUAAACAAAGGAGAACACACCGAAUUGUCAAGAAAUCAAUGAAUUUAUGAAUAUACAUACAAAUCUAGAAUUUUUUUUCCACAAACAUGUAUUUUAUAUGUUGACUUUGCUGGCUUUCCAUAGUUACGAUUGAUGGGAUCAAUCACAACUCAUUGUAAGAUGGGCCCCUGUUUUGGAAUAAGUUAUCUACUUGCCUUUUAAUGGUUGCUAUUCCCCUGUUUGUUAUGGAGUAUUAGGAGGGAAAGAAUACCAUACCAUACCAAUGGCACAAAUGUGAAAGGUAAAAUUUCAUGGAAUGCAUGCCUUCAAAAGAAAAAUAUCCAUCAAAGUAAAUUUAGCUUCUGAUGUUUCCAACAACAAAAACGUUUUUGAAACAAUUUGAUUGCAAAAUAGUCAAACAUUCUGCAUAUUCAUGGUUACUAGCCAGAUACAUGUAUAAAGGAGAAUAUCAUGCAGAACUUGGCUGCCUGGAGGUUUGAUAUAACACUUUACUGUCUAGGAAGAGGUAUGAAAUGCCCAUGUAUUAAGAAUUGUUUUUUAAAACAUUAGAGUCACAGGUUUUUUGAAGAAUUUUGUUCAGAUGUUUUUGAAGGCAAAGGAAUUGGUAUCAAGAAAAAGUAUUAUAAAAAGAGGCAGAGAGAAAGAAGAACAAGAUGAUUUUGAAAAUUGCAAUUUUUCAACAAACAAAUAGAAUACUCUGAAGGUUUAGGUCAGUGGUAUGUCACCUGUAAUAACGUAAAAGCUAGAAUCAGUGUCGCCAAGACUAUAGCAUAUUAAGGUCUACCGUAUACUUGUUCAUAAUUCUUGAGACAAGUUUGAAGCCUGUCUGUAUGCACUGUACUGUAGCUUGGUGGAAUGGCGUUUUAAAGCAUCGGGGGAUUGUUUUGUCAUUGUACCGACCAACUUUAAAGCCGAUCAACUCGGGCAGAUCAAAUAAACUGUCCAAUAAUUUCUUCAUCAUACGAUCUUUGUAAUAUAUAAUUCAUGUUAGGUAUUGCCUCUCUGUGAUGACUUGACCAAGACUUAUUCUGGUAAACCCUCUUUGCGAGAUUUGGGGGGAAAAGAUUUUUACUUGUGUUUUAUUAUUUUCUGAAGUCGUGGAGACUCCAGGUGAAGGUUUUGUUCUUGAUAGAUCACGGUGCAUUCAUAUCGUGGAUUAUGUGAAGAUGUGGUUCACUGUGUUAAAAUGCUUUAAUUUAACAGUGUGAAUAUGAUUCCACACUGUGGACACCGCUACAGUGUGAGUGAUCACAGUACGUUCACAUAUUAGAUUAUGUAAAGAUGUGAUUCACUUUGUUAAAAUGCUCAAAUUUAACAAUGUGAAGAUUAUACCAUGCUGUGGACACUGCUACAGUGUGAGUGAUCACAGUGUGGAUUAUGUAAAGAUGUGAUUCACACUGUUAAAAUACUCAAAUUUAACAAUGUGAAGAUAAUUCCACACUGUGGACACCGCUUCAGUGUGAGUGUUCACAGUGCAUGCACAUAGUAGAUUAUGUAAAGAUGUGAUUCACUUAAAAUGCUCAAAUUUAACAAUGUGAAGAUGAUUCCACACUGUGGACACUGCUACAGUGUUAGUGUUCACAAUGUGUUCACAUAGUAGAUUAUGUAAAGAUGCGAUUCACUCUGUUAAAAUACUCAAAUUUAACAAUGUGAAGAUGAUUCCACACUGUGGACACCGCUUCAGUGUGAGUGUUCACAGUGCAUGUAGAUUAUGUAAAGAUGUGAUUCACUUAAAAUACUAAAAUUUAACAAUGUGAAGAUGAUUUCACACUGGACACUGCUACAGUGUUAGUGUUCACAAUGUGUUCACAUAGUAGAUUAUGUAAAGAUGCGAUUCACUGUGUUAAAAUACUCAAAUUUAACAAUGUGAAGAUAAUUCCACACUGGACACCGCUUCAGUGUUAGUGUUCACAAUGUGUUCACAUAGUAGAUUAUGUAAAGAUGCGAUUCACUCUGUUAAAAUACUCAAAUUUAACAAUGUGAAGAUGAUUCCACAUUGUGGACUCUGCUACAGUGUGUUCACAAUAUGUUUACAUAGUGGAUUAUGUGAAUAUGAGGUUUACAAUGUCUGAGCAUUUGAGUAUUUUAAGUGUGAAUAAGAUUUCAAAUUGUGUUCCACACUGUAAAUGCACUAUGAACACACUGUGGUAACCACUGUGGAACACUCUAUUAUAUCCAGCAGGGGUGUUGAGCUCCAAAUAAUGUGAUUUGUAUACUCACAUUCCUUGGGAAGGGUAUCUAAAUUGUGCUUUCAACACCAGCACCAACUCUGCACUUGAAAUCACCCAAUGGUGUACAGUGCUACAUACCCCUAAAGCCUUUCUACACAUUGAGUCACACCAAAGAAAAAAUUUGUUCAUACUUCAAUAUCUGACAAUUGUCUCGUCUCAUUUUACACAUUGACAAUUGUUAUAGGAUUAACAAUCAGAAGGGGCUGUAUUCUUAUUUCUUAAAUCAAUUGAUAAAUUUGGAUAUUUAUUAUGCAAUGUGUGUUGUCAUGUAUGCAUUAUUUCACUUGUAUUGAGAAAUGAAAAAUGAAUAAAUUUUACUAAACUAGA